CGAUUGCUAUAUAACUGAUCAAAGAUGUCCAAUUUAGUGAUUCCUUGCAACCAAGACUGUUCAAAAGCAAUUUUAGAUUCCGACGAUGCAAACAUCAAAUUGAUUAUUGCGAAUGUGAAUAACAUUCAACAAACAAAUAAUGAAUUAAAUACUAUCAUCAAACUUAAAAAGGAAAUUGGUCUUCUUGACGGAGUAGCCAUCAUCGUUGGUAUUAUCAUUGGUGCUGGCAUUUUCGUCUCACCUAAAGGUGUUUUAGUUAAUAGUGGUAGUGUUGGCCAAGCACUUACAGUAUGGAUUUUUUCUGGUUUUUUGUCUCUUAUAGGAGCGCUCUGUUAUGCUGAACUCGGCACUAUGAUAUUGAAAUCCGGCGGUGAUUAUGCAUAUAUAAGUGAUGCUUUUGGACCACUUCCAGCUUUUCUGUAUUUAUGGGUAGCAUUAUUUAUUUUAGUUCCGACAGGAAAUGCAAUAACAGCACUCACCUUUGCCCAGUAUAUAUUACAGCCUUUGUGGCCGGUUUGUGAUCCGCCUUAUGAAGCCGUUCGGCUACUCGCCGCCAUUAUUACUUGCUUUUUAACAGCUAUUAAUUGUUGGAAUGUCAAAUGGGUUACAAGACUUCAAGAUAUUUUCACAGGAACAAAAAUAUUUGCACUUAUAAUAAUUAUGUUUUCUGGUCUGUGGUGGGUUUGUCUUGGCCAUACAGAGAAUUUUAACCAUCCAACAGUAGGAACUAAUACAGAACCAGGAUAUAUUGCGCUCGCUAUUUAUUCCGGACUUUUUUCUUACUCUGGAUGGAAUUAUUUGAAUUUUGUUACCGAAGAACUUGAGGAACCUUAUAGAAAUCUUCCCCGUGCAAUUUGUAUUUCAAUGCCUCUUGUUACUGUGAUUUAUGUUCUCGCAAAUUUAUCGUAUUUUGUUGUUUUGACACGAGAUGAAAUACUUGCAUCAAAUGCUGUGGCAGUUACUUUCGGUGAUAAAUUACUUGGACCUAUGGCGUGGAUAAUACCAUUUUUUGUAGCGUGCUCAACAUUCGGUGCUUUGAAUGGUGCAAUUUUUGCCAGUUCAAGAUUAUUUUUCGUAGGUGCACGCAACGGUCAUUUACCUAUUGCAAUAUCUCUGAUCAACGUGAAAAAACUUACACCGAUACCAUCUCUUAUUUUCCUUUGCAUAAUGACACAUCUAUUAUUAUUCAUAAAAGAUGUUUACGUCUUAAUAAAUUAUGUAAGUUUCGUUGAAGCCCUUUUUACCAUGUUAUCAGUCAUGGGCCUUCUUUGGCUGCGAUACAAAAAACCGGAUCUUCAUAGACCUGUAAAAGUAUCAUUAGCAUUACCCAUAAUAUUCUUCAUCAUUUGUGCCUUUCUCGUAACAUUUCCAUGUUACGUUUCACCUUGGGAAGUUGGUGUAGGUGUUAUAUUUAUAUUAUCUGGUAUUCCUGUUUAUUGGAUCUUUAUCUAUUGGUCCAAAAAACCCAGGUGGUUGAUAUCUACUUCUUAUACAUUCAACAUAAUAUGUGCUAAAAUAUUUUUAUCCGAACAAGAAGAGAAAAAUUAUUAAAUAGUAUUUAGUAAAAAUAUAAAUUUUUUAUAACAAUAAUCUACAUAUUUGAAAGAAGUG
Molecule: messenger RNA, 1611 nt
Organism: Ceratosolen solmsi marchali
Lineage: Eukaryota; Metazoa; Arthropoda; Insecta; Hymenoptera; Agaonidae
Gene: mnd
Product: L-type amino acid transporter minidiscs
Exons: 8
Coding region: 25-1551 (508 amino acids)
Biological process (GO): amino acid transmembrane transport
Cellular component (GO): membrane
Molecular function (GO): L-amino acid transmembrane transporter activity
Source: RefSeq, a predicted model, not a curated record